Messenger RNA from Fusarium musae, 333 nucleotides. RefSeq lists its product as uncharacterized. The coding region runs from base 1 to 333 and encodes 110 amino acids. Lineage: Eukaryota; Fungi; Ascomycota; Sordariomycetes; Hypocreales; Nectriaceae. The transcript has 2 exons. Gene Ontology annotation, molecular function: flavin adenine dinucleotide binding; catalytic activity. The record is from RefSeq and is a predicted model, not a curated record.
AUGUCUGCAGCGAAGGAGAUGGUCUCUGCGGAAAAGCUGGACUUCUUCGCAUAUUUCCACGCUUAUUCUCGGUAUAUCAUUCCGAUCGUCUUAGUUGUGUAUGCCCCUGAGGAGAAGGAGCAGGCAAACGAACUCUGCCAGAAACUCAUUGAUGAUGCUGUCCAUCGUGUAUUCACCACACAUCGAACUCACGUUGAAUUUAUGGAUCAAAUCAGAGGUCACUUCUCAUUCAACGGACAUGCCCUUGCCAAGCUGAUUGAUAGCUUCAAGGCCGUGAUGGAUCCUAAUGGGAUUCUGUCACCUGGCAAAUCGGGUAUUGGGGGAACCAAGUAA